GUUCGAGGCCUUCGCUUCGGCGCUGCGCGCGGUCGCGCGCGAGCUGAUGUGCACGGGAUCCCGACACAACCAGGAGGCCUACGAGGCGCUAGCGGCCCAGAGGGCCCAGGCGGCGCUUGUGCCGCCCGAGGAGAUGUUCAAGCAGGGGGACUACGAGGGGAAGUACUCCCGCUAUGAUGACCUGGGCCUGCCAACGCACGACAAGGAGGGCGCAGAGCUUGCGAAGAGUGCGAUGAAGAAGCUGGUGAAGCUUCGGGAAGCACAGGUGAAGAAGUACAGCAAGGCGCUGGAGAAACGAUCCUCCGAGGCGCCGGAAGCCCCGAAGAAGGCCGAGGCCGCCGACGCUUCGGCGCGUGAGGAGGUCCUGCCAGAAGGCGCUCGCCUGCCGACCGUUGUGUCCGGAACCUUCGGAGGCGGGAAUCCGGCCACUGACCUCUCUUGCGCCCCUCUCCCCACUUGGGGCAGGUCCCGUGCUUGGGUCGCAUGAGUUGGAUGGACGCCUGGACUCAUUGGAGGCUUCCCCCGCCCGUGCCGCCCUCAAGUCCUGGAAGCUGACCUGGGCCUUGCAAGCUGACGGCA
Molecule: messenger RNA, 579 nt
Organism: Effrenium voratum
Lineage: Eukaryota; Dinophyceae; Suessiales; Symbiodiniaceae
Source: the annotation of a GenBank genome assembly